GUUCUGACAAAUCGCGCCCUCGUGUCUGGAAGUGAAUCACGCCCGAGUGCCAUCUACAAUCGGCACACCAAUACACGUAUUGUUUUUCGCGUCACGCAUGCUAAACGACGUCCUGGGGUUCAUGCUAGUAGGAAUAGUGGUGCUGGGGGCGGCGAUGAUGACAGUGCAGCCAGUUCAGAAACUGGAAGCUACGCCCCUUCAGCGCCAUCCGCUUCGCACCGAAUGUCCCUUGGUGGUAGUGGUCGGGGAAGGGGCCGAGGUAGAGGUCGACGCAGACGAUGUUCGGAUGAAGAGGAUCCUGAUUUUGAGCCAGAUUUGCCCGAAGAAGAAGUUCUUCCAUUUCCAAUUAUGCGCAAGAAAACCUACUCUGGACGUGUUUCAAAGCCUCCAAAACAUCUGGUGAGUCACAUCAUAGUUUUAUGA
Protopolystoma xenopodis is the source of this 423-nucleotide messenger RNA. The record is from the annotation of a GenBank genome assembly. NCBI's taxonomy places the organism in Eukaryota, Metazoa, Platyhelminthes, Monogenea, Polystomatidea, Polystomatidae.